This is a messenger RNA of Exophiala dermatitidis NIH/UT8656, 1113 nucleotides long. RefSeq names its product MC family mitochondrial carrier protein. The coding region runs from base 1 to 1113 and encodes 370 amino acids. The record is from RefSeq and is a predicted model, not a curated record. Lineage: Eukaryota; Fungi; Ascomycota; Eurotiomycetes; Chaetothyriales; Herpotrichiellaceae. The transcript is spliced from 6 exons. Gene Ontology annotation, molecular function: transmembrane transporter activity. Gene Ontology annotation, biological process: transmembrane transport.
AUGGCUCCUCAAACGAAGUUGAACACGGCCUGGAACUCCCAGGAUACUCGAAUCUUCUAUGCAAAGAAGUACCGACAAGUCCUCUCUUCCGCUCCCGCUUGCGCUUUGGCUGUUAUAGCAGGAGCACCUUUGGAAAACCUCAAAGUCCGAAUGCAAUCGCGCAACUUCCCAAAUGCAUUUCAGGCUCUCCAAUACACCUACCGCACCGAAGGUAUUCGCGGUUUCUGGGCUGGAACAUUGACACCCCUGGUCUCUAUCACGGUCUCACGAGCUCUUGGAUUCUCGAUCUAUCGCAAGGCCAAAUACACCUUUGACAGCUGGAUCGAGUCGACGACUGGCCAGUCUCCCCUGCAACAUGUCAACAAGCCUGGAACAUAUCCCAACCUAGCCACCGUGAUCUGCUUUACUGGAGCAGGCAUGGUCUCGGGCGGGAUUGUUGCCGUUGCGCUAACUCCUGUUGAACUGAUCAAGAAUGCGACUCAAACCUCCGUCCUCAUGGCCUCGAAAGGCGAUACUGCCGGUCUCGCUACGGUUGGCGUCAAAAAUGCUGCCAGGGUCAGCUCAUGGGUUUCCAUGAAGCGUGUCAUUGCACGGCAAGGAGUCUUGGGUUUGUGGACUGGUUUUCAUCUCCAUCUGCUGCGCGACGUCAUCGGAAGUGGCAUCUACUUUGGUGUUUACGAAACUACGAAACAGACGUUGAAUUCCUACUACGGUGCUGAGAAGGCGAAUUCGGCGGGUGCAAUUGCCAUGGCUGGUGCGAUUUGCGGCGUUGGUGCUUGGGUUGUGACUUAUCCGCUUGACACUAUGAAGACUCGUGCUCAAAACAACCUUGUCGGCGCAGAUCGCGCUGCCUCUGCCGCUUCCUCGGCCAAGUCGGCGGCCUUGUCGUCGGCUUUAAACACCGCCGCCAAGGCCGCCGCCCGAUCGUCGAAGUGGAAGGGGGUCGAGAUGAUAAUCCUGCGUUCCUCGAUCCAAAACAUGAUUCAGAUGUCGUUCUUCGAGCAGGCCAAAGUGGUCAUUGACAAUUUGACCUUCUCCGACGGCAGCCGCACGCUGCCAGAGGUGGAGCGCCACUUUGGCCGGGACCGAAAGCUGAAGAACGACCGGUUGUGA